Drosophila yakuba is the source of this 2435-nucleotide messenger RNA. RefSeq names its product mitotic spindle assembly checkpoint protein MAD1 (gene Mad1). Gene Ontology annotation, biological process: mitotic spindle assembly checkpoint signaling; attachment of mitotic spindle microtubules to kinetochore. Gene Ontology annotation, cellular component: mitotic spindle; nuclear envelope; kinetochore. The coding region runs from base 109 to 2301 and encodes 730 amino acids. The record is from RefSeq and is a predicted model, not a curated record. The transcript has 4 exons. NCBI's taxonomy places the organism in Eukaryota, Metazoa, Arthropoda, Insecta, Diptera, Drosophilidae.
UAUUUGCAGCCACACUAGGCUUAACAUUUUGUCAACUUAAUUUUAGUAAUAAAAAGUGUAUAUUCCUUACUCGAAACGUGAACAAUUGUCCCCUACAUUUUACUUAAAAUGGACGACAUACGCAGCAGCAUAGACGAUAUGAUGGACCGCUUUAACGACAGUAUAACCCACUCGGCACCCAAGAAGCUACUCUUCAACCGGCUUUCAGCAUCUUUUGAUCUAGGGGCUUCACCCAAAAAGCGCCGCUUAGAGCGGGAAUCACCUGACCGAAGUCUAAACGCCAGCGCCUCUUCCCUUAAUAGUUCCGCCAACGAUCCUUUGGGUUCCUUGCACAACAGCAAACUGCGCACCGAGCUGAUCGAAACCAAGGCCACAGUAAUCCAACUACGGAAUGAAAUCGAACAUAAGACCCGGGAACACAAAAAGGCCAUGAUGUUGGCUGAGAACAAGAGCACGGCCUUAAAGGAGCAGUGCGAUAUCACCAGCAAGAAGUAUUUGGAGAUGCAGGACGAAAUGAAGGCGCUUCGGAAACGAGAGCUGGCCUUCAAGGAUGAGGCCAGUCGGGCCACCACCGAGUUGGCCCAACUUAAGCUAAAGUACGAUGAGUCCAUAAUCAAGAUGCAGAGGGAGAAGUAUAUGCAGGAUGAGGAUGCCCGCGAUGUCCAGCUGUGCAUCAACAACGAACUGACCGAAUAUCGCCGGAUUGCCCAGCGGGCCGAUCUCGAGCUGCAGUCUACACGCAACGAGCUGGAACGUCUACGUCGACGCCAUGAAGAGUUUAAGGUUAGGGUUUCCGGAUUCGAGGAGCUGCGCGCCAACCACGAGAAGCAAACACAAAGUUUAAAGGUGGCUAAUGAUCGCAUCCAGGAGCUGGAGUUCGAAAUUCAGUCAUAUAACGACUGGAAGGAGGUGACUAAGACCUCACAGGAGCGUCUAGCAAGCGUUCCAGAUUUGCUUGCUGAAGUGGAGCGACUGCGCAUCCACAACAAGCAUUUAAACACUUUGAUAGGUGAUAAAUUGCUUCUGGAAGAGCAGGUCCAUGACUACAGAACGCGACUGGAUCGGGAGGAGGGUGCUCGGGCGGAAGCAGCUUCCCUGCAGGUGAAACUGGUUCACGUGGAGCAAGAACUCAAGGAAUGGGUCAAGGUGGCCCAGGAUCACUGUUUGGCCAACACUCUGGUCAGCCCAAUGGCCCUACGCUCGCGCAUUGAGCAACUACUAAAAGAAGACAUCAUUCACGUGGCAGAGAAGACUACGUCGGCUUCGGAUACUAAGCAUUUGCAGACCACAGUUCGAGAUCUAGAACAGAAGUGCGCCAUUUACUUAAAGAACAUCGAGGAUCUCAAUAUCGGCCUGAAACGUCACAAGAACUUCAAGGAGCGGCUUCAACGCAAAUUGAUCACCGUGUCCAAGGAGCGCGACUUCUACAAACAACUGGUGGAAAACUUCGACAAGGACAUGACCAUGAGCAAUGCCAGUGUGGCUGACAUGACGCAGGACAUGCAGGUGCGGUACCGAAUGGAGGUGCUUGAACGCACCGUUACCGGAUACAAAGACAUGUGUGCCACAUUGGAGCGCGAGAUUCAAGCCAUGCGGCAGCAAGAACUACUGGCCGAACCGGCCGGAGAGGGCUACGAUAGCGUGAAAAAGGAACUGGAUACGCUGCGGCUGGAAAACGAUCGGUUGCGUCGGCGCAAAGAGGAACUGGAGCUGGAGAUGAUGCACCGUUGCCUGCGGGGCGACUUCAACAUGAAGGACUUCAAGGUGGUACAUUUCAACGAAAACCCCGCAGCCGAAGCCUAUGAGUCCAGCAAGAACAUGAUGGAGAAGCUGCAGGCGGAAAUUGAACGACUGAAGCGGCGCAACAAGAAAUUGGAGGAUGAUCAAGAGCAGAGGCUCAAUGAAACCACCAGCACGGGCGGCAUGACACUGAACUUUAAGGAGUUCAAUCAGCUACGUGCAGACUUAGAGUCCGCCAAUGGCAAAAUGCGGAAGAUGAAGGAUUGCUUUAAGGCGGCUCGAGAGGAAUUCCGCGAUGUGUGCUACAUGCUGUUGGGCUACAGGAUCGAUCGCAUUGGAGCCAACAGCAACUAUCGCAUCUCAAGCAUGUUUGCAGAGGGACCGGAUGACUAUCUGGACAUCAGUCUGAACGAAUCGAACUGUUUGGCGCUGCUAGAGUCGCCAUAUUCCCAUACAUUCAAUCCGCCUAUUGAUCAGCAGCUGGCAGCAAGUAACUUUCCCGCGUUCUUUUCCGCCCUUACCCUAGAACUUUUCCAAAGGGCCACUGUCACGAUGACCUAGAAGAACAUUAUUUUAGUCUUAGCUUAAGCUAGCCGAGUUGAAAAUGUUUCUUGUCCACAUCAGAUAUACGAUUGGUUUUUUAUGCUACAAUAGUAAAAAUAAGCUUCCCCACGGACUGCAUUUGAGAAUGAAAA